Gopherus flavomarginatus (Mexican gopher tortoise) is the source of this 1590-nucleotide messenger RNA. It is a transcript of the gene ARG1, whose product is annotated as arginase 1. Gene Ontology annotation, molecular function: manganese ion binding; arginase activity. Gene Ontology annotation, cellular component: nucleus; cytoplasm; cytosol. NCBI's taxonomy places the organism in Eukaryota, Metazoa, Chordata, Testudines, Testudinidae. The record is from RefSeq and is a predicted model, not a curated record. The coding region runs from base 70 to 1074 and encodes 334 amino acids. The transcript has 8 exons.
AGCCUGCCUUCCAAAGGGAGGGACCUGUUCCAUUUUGGUGAGAUCCUAGAAGGGAAGGUGUGUGGCAGAAUGAGUGUCAAACCGAAGACCUCAGUCGGAAUCAUCUGGGCUCCUUUUUCAAAAGGACAGGCACGGCAAGGAAUGGAAGAAGGGCCUGCAGUGGUGAAGGAAGCUGGCCUGAUAGAUAAACUAACAGCCCAAGUUCCUUCCACUGUGCUAAUCACAGGGUGUGAUGUUAAAGAUUAUGGAGCCUUGCAGUUUGAUGACAUUCCUGAUGACAGACCAUGUCAUAAUGCAAAAAAUCCCAGAACUGUUGGGUGUGCAAACGAGAAGCUAGCCAGCAUUGUGGAAGAAGUGAAGAAGGAUGGAAGAACCUGUUUGGUAGUUGGCGGGGAUCACAGCUUGGCAAUUGGAAGCAUAUCUGGCCAUGCAAAGAUUCACCCUGAUCUUGGUGUAAUUUGGUUUGAUGCCCAUGCUGAUAUUAACACUCCAUUGACAUCAUUAUCUGGGAACAUGCAUGGGCAGCCUGUGGCUUUCCUGCUAAAGGAACUGAAGGACAAGAUGCCUGAUAUUCCAGGAUUCUCGUGGAUAACCCCAUGCCUCUCUGCUGAAGACAUUGUGUAUAUUGGACUAAGAGAUGUGGACGAAGCUGAACACUGUAUUCUGAAAUCUCUGGGUAUUAAAUACUACUCGAUGACUGAAAUAGAUCAACUUGGGAUUGGGAAGGUGAUGGAAGAAGCACUUGAUUAUUUGCUGGCCAAUAAGAAGAGACCAAUUCACCUAAGUCUUGAUGUUGAUGGCUUGGAUCCCUCUCUGACACCAGCUACAGGCACCCCAGUUCCUGGAGGAGUGACUUUGAGAGAGGGUAUCUAUGUAGCAGGAGAACUUUAUAGAACAGGUUUGCUAUCAGCAGUAGAUAUAAUGGAGAUCAAUCCGUGUCUUGGGAAGACACAAGAAGGAGUUGACUCAACCGUCAACACAGCUGUUUCAAUUAUCUUAUCUUGUUUUGGUAAAGCACGUGAAGGUUCUCAUAGUUCCAGUUACCGUAUACCCAAGCCACAAAAAUCCAUCUGAACAUAUACAAUUAUGUUCCAAGAAGUUUUUCAGUUCUAAAAUACACCUCUACCCCAAUAUAAGGCGACGCAAUAUAACACGAAUUCGGAUAUAAGGCGGUAAAGCAGCGCUCCGGGGGUGGGGGGCAGGGCUGUGCACUCUGGUGGAUCAAAGCAAGUUCGAUAUGAUGCAGUUUCACUUAUAAUGCAGUAAGAUUUUUUUGCUCCCGAGGACAGCGUUAUAUCAAGAUAGAGGUGUAUAAUAUUCUGUUAAUGACAGUUGCUUACUGAAUGACUUUGGUAACCGCAAGCAAAAAAAUAAGCUUUUCAUCGAAGCUCAGCCACUAAUGAGACAAUAAUUCUCACUCAUGCUAAUGGAGGCUGGUGAAGUAAAGUGUCAGAUUUGCUCAUGCUGUUUUCUACUUUAUGACAAAUUCUAAAAGUCAAGUCAAACCAUUUAUUACCACUAUAGCAGUAAAUCACAUUAUUACUUCUAUUUACUGACCCUGUUUUUGUUGCUCUCUAUAAAGCUCUUGGU